Molecule: messenger RNA, 2073 nt
Organism: Aureococcus anophagefferens
Lineage: Eukaryota; Pelagophyceae; Pelagomonadales; Pelagomonadaceae
Exons: 1
Coding region: 1-2073 (690 amino acids)
Molecular function (GO): oxidoreductase activity
Source: RefSeq, a predicted model, not a curated record
AUGGGCGGCCCCUACGCCCCCAUCGGCGCGCGACGGAGCCGACGACGGCUGCCCCUGGCGGCCCUGGGCCUCGCCGCCGUCGCGGGCGUCGCGGGCCUCGCCUACUACCGCCGCGGCGGGGCCGCGCCGCCCGCCCUCGCCGCGGCGGCCGCCGCGGCGUCGUCGGAGCCGUCGAUCACCGUGCGCAACGACCACGGCGCCUGGCGGUCGACGACGGCCUACCCCUGGAGGUACGUCGUCGAGCCCUUCCGGCGGACGACCAUCGAGGUCGCCGGGAGCAACUCCUACGUGCUCGCGGUCGGCCACGUCGGCGCGACGGGCCGGAGCGCGUCUCGCGACGGCGCGGCCAACGCCGCGCGGCCCGCGGCGAGCCACGCCGUCAUCUCGUCGGCGUCGAACGUCAUCGAGGUCGAGUUCUACCGCGUCGCCGGCGACUACGAGCUCUUCCUCGCCGACGAGACGACGCGCGCCGAGACGACGGUGAAAUUGAAGUGCAAGUACGUGCGGCGGGAGAUCCGCGCGCUGGGCGACGACGAGCGCGCGAAGCUCUUCGGCGCCAUGAGCGAGGUGCACCGCCUCGGCCACGCCGAGGGCCGGGCCAAGUACGGCAAGAAGUUUUCGAACUACGAGAGCCUGACGGCGAAGCAUCUGGACCGGCGGAGCCUGCUGGGCUGCACGCCCUACCACGGCCACGACGUCUUCCUCACGGCCCACGCGGCCUUCAACCUCGAGUUCGAGCAGGCGCUCCAGACCGUCGACGCGUCGCUGAGCAGCCCCUACUGGGACUACACGCGGGACGACGCGGUCUACGGCAAGGACUGGGCCGCGGACAGCGAGCUUUUUACCGAUGCCUACUUUGGGUCCUACGCGACGGCGGACCACGUCAUCUCCGGCGGGCCCUUCGCCUUCGCGCCCGUCGCCGCCGAGGGCGCGCUCGGCGUCUACGACUGGCCGGAGACGAACGCGUACGGGAAGCUCACGGAGCGGUGGAACGGCGCCGCGGACAAGUACGUCGCGCGCGCGCGGACCGUCUGCGGCCUCGAGACGAAGGCGCGCCUGCCCGGGUGCGCCAACCUGCGGGACGUGCUCAAGUCGGCGAACGACACGCGGCCCUUCGGGCUGCUGAGCGGCUUCCACAGCGCCGUGGAGAACGAGUUCCACUCCGUGCUGCACGGGGCCAUCGGCGGCGCCUGGGACUGCACCAUGACCGACGGCACGUCGCUGGACCUCGGCGCCUUCGUCGAGAAGUGGCCGGCCGCGCGGACGGCCGUCGAGACGAUCGCGACCUAUAUCCAAUUGCUAUGGCGCGCGGAGCUCAACGACGACGUCGGCUGCGACUUCGGCGACUGCGCCUACAACGUGCGCUGCCCGGCGAAGGACUCGUGCGUCGAGGGCGGCGACUGCCGCUGCAAAAGCGACGCGUUCGACGCGGCCUACGACAAGGUCCGGGGCGACGCGCUCGCCGAGGAGCGGCUCGCGCACGAGGUCCUCAACAAGAACAGGAUCUACAGCGAGAUCUUCCACGCCCAGGACAAGGUCAUCCUCUGGGCGAACACGUCGGACGCGGACCGCGGCGGAUUCCACCACGACGUCUUUUUCCUCGACGGCGACGGCGCGCCUUUGGACGCGGCGGCGAAUUCGGAGCUCAAGGUCCUGCUGGUGAAGCUCCUCAUGAACCCGGCGUCCGUGGGGCCCUUCACGACGCCCCUCGCGGCGCCCAACGACCCCUUGUUCUGGUCGAGCCACUCGAACUGGGAGCGGCUCUGGCACUACGUGCAACUCGACGGCGCGUACGCGAUGCCCGCGGGCGCCGCGAAGCUCGAGGGGCUGUGGGACUACGUCCACGCCGUCCCCCAGCUCCGCAACGGCACGUGCUGGGGCGUCUACUGGGCGUCGAAGCUCCCCUUCAGUAGCUUCACGAACCACAGCGACUUUACGGACUACACGAACGGCGAGCUCGUCCAGCUCUUCGACCCGCGCAACGACGAGCUGCCCUUCGUCUACGACGACAUGGCGACCAUGCUCGACCACUGCCCGGACGCGCCGAAGAAGACGGACGUGAAGCUGAUCUAA